Molecule: messenger RNA, 1889 nt
Organism: Mus caroli (Ryukyu mouse)
Lineage: Eukaryota; Metazoa; Chordata; Mammalia; Rodentia; Muridae
Gene: Fars2
Product: phenylalanyl-tRNA synthetase 2, mitochondrial
Biological process (GO): phenylalanyl-tRNA aminoacylation
Cellular component (GO): cytoplasm; mitochondrion
Molecular function (GO): ATP binding; tRNA binding; phenylalanine-tRNA ligase activity
Source: RefSeq, a predicted model, not a curated record
CGCCCCUGCCCGGCUCGGCUGUCUUUGGCGCUGCCUGACCUGCUGUGCACGAAAACGAGGGUGACUUUGCUUUGGAUCCGUCUGGUUAGCAGCCUGAGUUUAUCAGUGUCAUCGUGGCUGGGGGACGCAGCGCCAGUGGUGCGGAGGUAAAUAGCUGGCGACUUCCAGGCGCACCGGCUUGUCUUCGGGCGAGCGGCUCAAGGGACCUAGGGCCCUGGUCUCUUCCCGUCAAGAUGGCGGCGCCCAGCGCGCACAGCGUCUCGGUAGCCAGAGGUUAAGCGCAGUGACGGCCGAGUGAGUGUGUGGCCGCCUUGCGGACUUCGAAACGCCCGCGUUUGGUUUCCCCGGCAUAUGCUGGAGUUUGUGAGAAGCUUCUAUAAUGGUCUGCUUGGCUCUCGUCAGAGCUGCCUAUGAGCACAUCUACCUGGUGAGGAAGGUCAGUCAUGCCUGCAGAUGCCACCAACAUCGGGCUUGGGGCUCAAGGGCAGCUGCAUCACAGUCUGCUGUCCAGGGUGCUCCAGGCAGUGUGCUGGAGCUACUUGGUAAGUCCUACCCUCAGGAUGACCACACUAACCUCACCCAGAAGGUCCUUGCCAAGGUGGGCAGGAACCUGCACAACCAGAAGUUCCACCCUCUGUGGCUGAUGAAGGAGCGGGUGAAGGAGCACUUCUACCAGCAGUAUAUGGUGCGAUCCAGGACACCUCUGUUCUCCGUCUAUGACCAGCUUCCUCCAGUGGUCACCACCUGGCAGAACUUUGAUAGCCUGCUAAUCCCAGCUGACCACCCCAGCAGGAAAAAGGGGGACAACUAUUACUUGAAUCGGGCACACAUGCUGAGAGCACACACAUCAGCGCAUCAGUGGGACUUGCUGCAUGCGGGACUUAAUGCCUUCCUUGUGGUAGGUGACGUGUAUCGUCGUGACCAGAUUGAUUGCCAGCACUACCCAGUUUUCCACCAGCUGGAGGGUGUCCGGCUCUUCUCCAAGCAUGAGUUAUUUGCUGGUGUAAAGGAUGGAGAAAGCUUGCAGCUCUUUGAAGAAGGUUCUCGCUCUGCUCAUAAGCAGGAGACACACACCAUGGAGGCCGUGAAGCUUGUGGAGUUCGACCUUAAACAAGUACUGACUAGGCUCGUGACACAUCUUUUUGGAGAUGGGCUGGAGGUUCGGUGGGUGGAUUGCUACUUCCCCUUCACCCACCCUUCCUUCGAGAUGGAGAUCAACUUCCGUGGAGAAUGGCUUGAAGUCCUUGGCUGCGGUGUGAUGGAGCAGCAGCUUGUCAAUUCAGCUGGUGCUCAGGAUCGAAUCGGCUGGGCGUUUGGCCUGGGAUUAGAGAGAUUGGCGAUGAUCCUCUACGACAUUCCUGACAUCCGCCUUUUCUGGAGUGAGGAUGAGCGCUUCCUGAAGCAGUUCCGCCUGUCAGACAUCAACCAGAGUGUCAAGUUUCAGCCUCUUAGCAAGUACCCUGCUGUGUUCAAUGACAUUUCAUUCUGGCUGCCCUCUGAGAACUACACGGAGAAUGAUUUCUAUGACAUUGUCCGAACAGUCGGAGGAGACCUGGUAGAAAAGGUUGAUCUUAUAGACAAGUUUGAACAUCCAAAGACACACAGGACCAGCCACUGCUACCGAAUUACCUACCGCCACAUGGAACGGACACUGUCCCAGAGAGAAGUCAGCAAUGUCCACCAGGCUGUGCAGGAGGCUGCCGUGCAGCUGCUGGGUGUGGAGGGCCGUUUCUGAUGCGGUGACAGUCCACAGGCCACAGCCCUCAUAGAGCUCCAGGGAGCACCAGGAAGGGGGAAACACAUUGUUUGUGAACUGGAGUGUCUGCCCUCACUUGACAGAUGGGUCUGCUUUAGGAUGUCACGAAAUAAAGGAUCACUUUUCAGAAGCA